Molecule: messenger RNA, 2411 nt
Organism: Dermacentor andersoni
Lineage: Eukaryota; Metazoa; Arthropoda; Arachnida; Ixodida; Ixodidae
Gene: Dus3
Product: Dihydrouridine synthase 3
Biological process (GO): tRNA processing
Molecular function (GO): tRNA dihydrouridine synthase activity; metal ion binding; flavin adenine dinucleotide binding
Source: RefSeq, a predicted model, not a curated record
AAGUCAAGCUCCUGUCAAAGUUACCUGCGCGGACAACGUGGUUUCGCGCGACGCGUUUUAUGUGAAUGUUUAUAAUGAGUAUAAACUAAAGAAUAGGCUUCGCUUCAUCUUUCUUAUCGAAUUCGUUCGUUUACUAACUCAUCUGAAUGGAAGCGGCGAUGGAAGCAGCUGUCGAUACGACGGCAACCGUAACUCCAGAGAACCGAGAUGUCGCUUCUCCGGAAGAGGCUGCCUGCCACACCGAGGUGCAAUCGCGCGAAGAUAGGACGCCUCAACCAGUCAAGAUCGAAAGCGGGAUGGCUCGGAUAAAGCCAGAAUUCGUGAAGCAGAGCCAACCGCGGCACGUGGAGACGGCGUUCGUGGCGCCUUCUGACCGCACGCGCGCGGCGGACAGUGACGGGCAGCCGCCACCACGCAAGAAGCUGCGCGGCCAAAACCACAGCCGGCCCCACCACCGGCCACAGCCGCAGUCGGCCAAGCUUUGCUUCAAGCAUUUGGCCAAGGAGGGCUCCUGCCUGCACGGGGAGCAGUGCCGAUACAGCCACGACCUGCAAGCAUUUCUGGCGACCAAGCCUGCUGACCUUGGGAACAAAUGCCCUCUGGUAGAAGCGCAUGGCGGCUGCCGCUAUGGUGCUGUCUGCCGCUUUGCGCAAGCACACCCAGGUGGCGCCACUACUACACCCCACUUGGUCGACGGCAUUUCUGGUACUCCAGGGGAGUGCAACACUCUGAGCAAGGAACUCCAGCAGGCGCUCAGGAAAAGGCACUUUGACUUUGGACCAUCUGAGAAGAUCCUGAAGGAAAUAUCAGCUGGGACAGCUGUCAAUGGAGUGACCAAUGGCCAGUCAUUGGACAACUGUGUGGAUGACGUGGGACCAGAGGAGCCCAAGAAGGUGGACUUCAGAGGAAAGCUCUACCUGGCCCCCUUAACCACGGUGGGCAACCUUCCUUUCCGUCGGGUGUGCAAGGAGUUUGGUGCCGACAUCACAUGUGGUGAGAUGGCAAUGGCUGCCAACCUGCUCCAGGGUCAGCCGUCAGAGUGGGCCCUGUUGAAGCGACACUCCUCAGAAGACCUCUUUGGAGUCCAGCUGUGCGGUGCACACCCAGAUGUGAUGACACGCUGUGCCCAGCUGCUCAGGGACAAGUGCAGUGUUGACUUUGUUGACAUCAACAUGGGUUGCCCCAUUGAUUUUGUCUACAAAAAGGGAGCCGGAUCGGGCCUCAUGGGCCGUGCCAAAAAGCUUGCUGAGAUUGUUUAUGGCAUGGUGGGCGCACUGGACAUUCCCCUGACAGUGAAGAUGCGCGCAGGCAUGCAUGAGGGCCGCCCUAUUGCUCACCAAGUCAUUGCCCAGCUUGUUGCAGCUCCUCGCAAGCCUGCCCUCAUCACAGUGCACCCACGUUCUCGGGAGCAGCGCUACACCAAGUCAGCCGACUGGGCCUACCUCGACUGCUGUGCCCAGGCAGCGACUCCCAUCCCAGUGUUUGGUAGCGGGGACAUCCUGAGCUGGGAGGACGCUGAGAAACGGCUUUCGGAAACAUCUGUCAGUGGCCUGAUGAUUGCCAGGGGAGCUCUUAUCAAGCCAUGGAUUUUCACGGAGAUCAAGGAGCGGCGACACUGGGACAUCUCUUCUUCAGAGCGCCUCGACAUUCUGCGCAAAUACACUGCCUAUGGCCUCGAUCACUGGGGCUCUGAUACAGAGGGUGUCGAACGGACGCGGCGCUUCCUCUUGGAGUGGCUGUCAUUCCUUCACAGGUACAUCCCUGUGGGUCUUCUAGAGGUUCUUCCACAAAAGAUCAAUGAGAGGCCACCGCCAUAUCGGGGCCGCGAUGAUCUGGAGACCCUCUUUGCCAGUCCAUCUUGUGCUGAUUGGCUAAAGAUCAGUGAAAUGCUCUUGGGACCCCUUCCUGAAGGAUUCAACUUCCUGCCAAAGCAUAAAGCAAACGCCUACUCAGUCUAGCAUAUUGAGCAUGGCUAUCACACCACCAGUAGUCUGUAGGUCAGGAGCUGACGGAUCGGCGUGUGACCAAUAGCUGCCUUCUAAUUUUGCAGCUAUGUGUACAGCAAGAGUUGAAGAACUUCCAGAAGAUGGUUGUAGCGCCGAAAAACACAACACACAGCAAGUGAGACAGGACAGGCGCAUCCUGUCUCACUUGCGCCUGUCCUGUCUCACUUGCUGUGUGUUGUGUUUUUCGGCGCUACAACCCUCUUCUGGAAGCAUGCACCAACUAGCCCCCCAACAAGUAUUACUCAGUUGAAGAAUUGUUUCAAAAAUCUUCCACACUUCUGUGAUUUUCGGUGCUUUUGCUAUAGAUGCUGCCAUUGAACACAGACACUGCUGAUUUCUUACGUGAAUUUUGAACUCAUUGAUUUAUGCACCAUACUCUGAAUAAAGGAAGAAGUGAUCAUACUA